This is a messenger RNA of Gavialis gangeticus (Gharial), 1107 nucleotides long. RefSeq names its product trace amine-associated receptor 2-like. Lineage: Eukaryota; Metazoa; Chordata; Crocodylia; Gavialidae. Gene Ontology annotation, biological process: G protein-coupled receptor signaling pathway. Gene Ontology annotation, cellular component: membrane. Gene Ontology annotation, molecular function: trace-amine receptor activity. The record is from RefSeq and is a predicted model, not a curated record.
AUAAAGCCAUGCCUGUAAUACUAAAACCAUAAUAAAAUACAAAAUACAUAAUAAAGGAAAAUGACCUUUUGUAACAUCACAAAGGAUAUUAUUGAUUGCUCUGAAUUUGGAAAUGGAUCUUGUCCUGAAGACUUCAGGUCAGCAGGUGUUCGAGGAGCAAUGUAUUUGUUAAUGUUAAUGGCUAUCAUCAUCACUGUCAUUGGGAAUCUGGCUAUAAUAAUUUCAAUCUCAUAUUUUAAGCAGCUGCACUCUCCAACCAAUUUCAUGAUCCUGUCAAUGGGAGUCACAGACUUUCUUCUGGGAUUUGCCAUUAUGCCUUACAGGAUGAUAAACUAUGAAACUAUGAUCAGGUCCGUUGAGAACUGCUGGUAUUUUGGCAUCACAUUCUGCAAAGUGCACUACAGCUUUGACCUCAUGCUCUGUUUAAUUUCCAUCUUCCAUCUCUGUUGGAGCGCCGUUGAUCACUUUUACGCUAUCUGUUACCUUCUGCAUUAUUCAAGCAAAAUGAGUUUUUCGGUGAUAAGAGGGUUUCUAGCAGUUUGUUGGUCAGUGCCAUCUGCUUUUGCUUUUGGGGUGGUUUUCUCAGAAGUAUAUGCUUCUGGAAUAGAGGGCUAUGAGAUACUAGUAGAAUGCUCUAGUUCCUGCCCAGUUGUGUUCAACAAAUUAUGGGGAACAAUUUUAUUUACUCUCCGUUUAUUUGUUCCUGGCUGUGUUAUGACAAGAAUAUAUGUCAAAAAAUUUGCAGUGUCCAAAAAACAUGCACAUUUUAUGAACAAUGUGCCUGAGAAAGAAAAUGAUAAAAAGCAGAAUCAACUUUCCAAGAAUAAAGACAGAAAAGCAGCUAAGAUUUUGAGUAUAGUUAUGGGAGUUUUCCUGAUAUGCUGGUUUCCUUGUUUCUUUACCAUUUCAAUUGACCCAUUUUUUAAUUUUUCUACUCCUGCUGUAUUGUUUGAUGCCCUAACAUGGUUUGGCUCUUUUAAUUCCACCUGUAAUCCAUUAAUAUGUUUUUUCUACCCAUGGUUUCGAAAAGCACUAUGGCAUAUUCUGUUGGGUAAAAUAUUCCAGCCACAUUUCUAUACCACUAAUCUGUUUCUUGAAAACCAAUAG